AUGGAUUUCAUCAAGACCAGUUCCCUGCGUGCUCUGAUUGAGUUAACUUUCCAACGCAAGUGGAACGGCCUAAUUUGGAUGAGUAGAAAAGGAGUUAUAGCCAAAAGAGUGAAGGCUGCUCCAGACGGCUCUAUCGAGAAUCAGCGCCGAACCGCGCAGACCGGCUGGCCGAGGAACGAUUGUUCCGCGCUCGGCCAAAGUCAUAUCCGUCCGACUGAAGUCUCGGCCAAAGUUCAACCACCGGCCGAUCACACGCACGACCCGGGAAAAUUGCCCGCGGUCGGCCAAGCCACACACGUCACGCCACGCCGCGCACGACCAGCCGCGCGAGCCGGGAACAAGCCUCGCGGCCGCGCAACCCGUUCGCGUACCACGGCCGAUGCAUCCGUCCGAGCCGGGAAGACGUCCCACGUCCGGCCGAGAAACCAUCGGCCAAAUUCCAUCCGCCCGACCACGCCGGCCGACCGUUCCGAUAGACCCGAUCCGGCCGACCGACGACCGUCCGAACGCCGCGGUCGACCCGAAGCCGUUUUUGAAGCCCAAUCCGCACAAUUCAAGCCCAAAGCCGGCGCCGACCUAGCUAGAUUAGCACCACCACCUUCAUGGGAUAGUCCUCCAAGACCAUCCACUUUGAAGACAAAGAAGAAACUUCUUCCUUACCUUGAAGCAGCCGACCUGGAGACGUCUAGCCAAGCCGCAUCACACCAAGAAGAGCACCUUCUAGCCACACCAGAAGAGGAGAUUAACCCUGAGCUGAUCGAGUUCGUGAAGAGAGAUCAAUUCCAUGAUCUGUUUUCAGAGUAUGCACUGGAGCACAUAGAUCACUUUGACAAUCUUUGUGAUUCCUAUGGAGUUUUUGACUUUGAGAAGAAGAUGAUGCUAUUCAGCACAUCACUAGCUGGACCAGCACUAGAUUGGGCGCAGCAUGAACCACCUCUACAAUCGAGUCAUGGAUCGAUUUUAGAGAAGCUUUCUUGGAAAGGAUUUGCAAGGAAGCCACCUUUCAAAUCCAAGUACACCACUACUCUCAUCAGCUGGAGAGAGAGCGUGAUGAAGAAGAAUGGGGAGGCAUACCACCCCAUCCUGAAGUUUUGA
Messenger RNA from Microthlaspi erraticum, 1095 nucleotides. The record is from the annotation of a GenBank genome assembly. Lineage: Eukaryota; Viridiplantae; Streptophyta; Magnoliopsida; Brassicales; Brassicaceae.